AUGAUGCUGAUGAUAAGAAGUUUCAUCCUAGCGCUUCUGAUACUAGCCAUAUCAGCUGAUGACAAGGAAAAGGGUAGAAAGGAGAGGCGAUUUCGCAAGAGAGACCUCAAGGGUGCGAGCAGCGGCUCCUUCGACCGCGGGAGAAGCGGACUUCUUGACGACGAGUUCUUCGAUGACGACUUGGGAGGGCUUGGUAUCGCCAGAGAUACACUGACGAUUACAUUGAAGAUAACAAACUUGACAUACAAGCAACCGUUUGGUCCCCUGUUUGUCAUGGUCCACAACGCUGACGCCAUCCCGAUAUUCACGUUGGGCGACGAGCCUCGUCAGACGUUACAAAUCCUUGCCGAGAAUGGCGACCCUGAGCCUAUGGCUGAAGCCUACGCUGACGGAGAAGGUGUAUUCUUUUCGGGAAUCUAUACCGAGGGUUCUCCGUGGGGUGGAGGUAUGGACAUCUUCGUCACCUUACCCUACCGCCCGUUGUUCCCCUACUUGACAAUUGCUGGCAUGGCCCUGAACACCAACGAUGGCUUUGUAGCACUGAAUGGUGUGCGAAUAAUUCCCAAUCUAGUCAUUACGGGUCCCAUGUAUGAUGCCGGCUCCGAGGUCAACAACGAACAAUGCGCUGCCAUUCCUGGGUCAGCCUGCGACGAUGACGAUAAUGUCAGAGCAGGAAACGGCGAAGGCUUUGUCCACGUCCACCGCGGAAUCUUUGGAAUUGCAGAUCUCAAGGCAAACGAAUAUGACUGGAAAAACCCGGUGAUGCGUGUGGAAAUGAUGAAUCCCUUCACAUAA
Seminavis robusta is the source of this 795-nucleotide messenger RNA. The record is from the annotation of a GenBank genome assembly. Lineage: Eukaryota; Bacillariophyta; Bacillariophyceae; Naviculales; Naviculaceae.